Molecule: messenger RNA, 597 nt
Organism: Physeter macrocephalus (sperm whale)
Lineage: Eukaryota; Metazoa; Chordata; Mammalia; Artiodactyla; Physeteridae
Product: protein BEX1-like
Exons: 1
Biological process (GO): signal transduction
Cellular component (GO): nucleus; cytoplasm
Molecular function (GO): signaling receptor binding
Source: RefSeq, a predicted model, not a curated record
GGGAGUGCGGGCCGGGGUUGGCCCCCAAGAGUACGAGGCGCGGGGGCAGCAGGUCUGCGAGUGGAAGUGUCGUGGCGGCGCACUUGCAGCAAGAAUCGGGAGGAGCAGGAGACCGUGAGGAUAGGCCCAGGAGCAGUGGCGUCCAAAGAGGAACAAGCAGUAAAAAAUCUCUACAUGGAAAAUGCCAACCAGGAGAAUGAAAACACUGAUGAAAAGGGGCAAGAUGCUAAUAAAGGAGAGCCUUUCGCCCUCCCUUUGGAAGCUGGUGAAUAUUGUGUACCUAGAGGAAAUCGUAGGAGGUUCCGUGUUAGGCAGCCCAUCCUGCAGUAUAGAUGGGACAUGACUCAGAGGCUUGAAGAGCCACAGGCAAGGAUGAGAGAAGAGAAUAUGGAAAGGGUUGGGGAGGAGGUGAGGCAGCUGAUGGAAAAGCUGAGGGAAAAGCAGUUGAGUCAUAGUCUGCAGGCAGUUAGUACUGACCCCCCUCACCGUGACCAUCAUGAUGAGUUGAGCCUUAUGCCUUGAAGCCUGAUGUUUUCCCUGAAGUUAGUAGGGAGACACACCUGCUUCCUAAACUUCCAUGUUUGUGAGGUACCUUUG